Eimeria acervulina is the source of this 4032-nucleotide messenger RNA. RefSeq lists its product as hypothetical. The transcript is spliced from 7 exons. NCBI's taxonomy places the organism in Eukaryota, Apicomplexa, Conoidasida, Eucoccidiorida, Eimeriidae. The record is from RefSeq and is a predicted model, not a curated record. The coding region runs from base 1 to 4032 and encodes 1343 amino acids.
AUGCAGUGUAUAGACAACCAAUACGCCAUGCUGCUGCAGCAGCAGCAGCAGCAGCGGCAGCAGCAGCAGCAGCAGGAACUGCUGCUACCCUAUUCAGCCUGGUGGCUGCUGCUGCUGCAGCGUCUACCGGCGGUCCUUGGGGAGUUUGCUGCUGUCUCCACAUGUGGGUUGCUGCAUGCAAUUGUUUCAGUCUCUCGCUGCAGCAGCGAGCAGCAGCAGCAGCUGCUGCAGCAGCAGCAGACGUUUCGCUCUCUACUGGCGUCGCCCUCACAGCGGGAAUACCAGCAGCAGCAGCUGCAGCAGCAGCAGCUGCUGCAGCAGCUUGUACAUUUUCAAGACACGCAGCAGCAGCUGGGACUUCGACGGGCCUGGCAGCAGCACUAUCUGCUGCUGCUGCAGCUGCUGCUGCAGGCAGCACCGCAAGCAAUUGGGGGUGCCACAGCAGCACAGCUUUCAAACCUUGUGCAUGAUGCGUCGCUGCUAGCAGCGGAGUGCGGGAGCCAGCUGCAGCAGCUGCAGCAACUGUAUCAUCACGCACAUCAGCAGCAGCAGCAGCAGCAGCGGGCUCUGCUGAUGGAGUUGCGGCAGCAGGUGUACGCGCUGCUGCAGGUAGCUCUUCGAGGCUCUGUAGUGCAUGCAGAUGCAUUUUCAAUUAGAGACAUCACGCUGCUGCUGUCUUCCUUGGCGAGGCUAUGCGAAGCACACGAAUCAGGCCCAGCAGCAGCAGCAGCAGCAACAGCAACAGCUGCUGCUGCUGCUGCUGCACCCCCCAGCCUUGAGGGAGGGACUGUUGGGGACGGCUGCGAACCUGUGUCCUCUAGAGGGACAGGGGAUCGAAAGGGAGGAGCAGCAGCAGCAGCAGCAGCUGCUGCUGCUGCUGCUGAUCCUGCGGCGCGUUCUGCUGCAGCUGCAUUUCGUGCUGCAGCAGCCGAGUCUUUGCCUGUGCUAUACGUACACCUCAACCGCGUGCUGCAGCACUGCAGCAGCCAAGACGCUGUCUCCUUAUUAGGUGCAAUGCCUCGCUUGUGGCUAUUAGAGUGUCUCUUUUCGCAGCCUGGGGAGCGUAAGCAGCAGCAGCAGCAGCAACUCGCUGCUGCUGCAGGUUUGCUGCGCGUCUCCACCAAGUGGGUGGCGUCCUGGGAUCUCAAGCAGCUUGCUUCUGCUGCAGCAGAUACCCACCGGCUUUGCUGCUGCGCCCCACAGCCGCUGCAUGCAGCCUCGCAGCUGCUGCUGCUUCAAAUUGCGCAGCAGUUGGCCUUGCGCCUUGCCCGGUGCCUGCAGCAGCAGCACCAGCAACAGCAGGAACAGCAGCAGCAGCAGCAGUUGCUGCUGCAGCAGCAGGAACGACGCCCGCUGCAGCAGCAGCAGGAGACAGAUGUUGCUGCAGCAGAGCGUCUAUUAGCAGAAGCUGCAGAGACAGGAGACACCCGGGCAUGGAGACCUUCACACUUUGGGUGGACUGCUCAGCAACUCGUGUCUCUUUGGGUGUCUCUGGUGUCUCUCCUCCCUCUAGCGGGGGGCCCCGAAGGCAGCAAGUGCAGGGGGCUUCUGUCGGUGCUUGAGGGUCUCUUUGUCUCCUUGCUGGGCCCCUCUUCUGCUGAGGAAGAGCAGCGGCUGCUGCUGCUGCAGCAGCAGCAGCAAGUGCAGCAGCUGCUGCAGCAACUCAGAAGCCUGCCGCCUCCACAAGACCCCAGCCUUAGUGCUACCUGCAUCGUUAAAGGUCUUGCUGCUCUUGCUGGGGGAGGACUCCUGCCUCAGGGCCUUGCUGCUGCUGCUGCUGCUGCUGUUGCUGCACCUUCUGCUGCUGCUGCUGCUUCUGCUGCUGCUGCUCCUGCGUUGCCCCUGCUGCCGCUGCUGCUGGUGCGGUGCGAGCAGCAGUUGUCUCUCCUCAGCAGCAAAGACACCUUCACUCUCUGUCGAGCGCUGCUGCGCCUGUCUCCUUGCUUGUCUCCUCCUUCUUCUCGCAGCAACGGCAGUUGCAGCAGCAGCAGCAGCAACAACAGCAGCAGCAGCAGCAAGCGAGCUUUGGAGGAAGGCGCGCAGGCUGCCUUGCUCUCUUCUUUGUCUUCGCUUUUGCUGCAGCAGCAAACAGAGGAGCAGCAGCAGCAGCAAGAGCAGCAGUUGCUCCUGCUGCAGCAGUUGCUAGAGGCUUUCUACACCCGCUGUCAUUCGUACAGCGUGCCAGAGAUAACGCGCUGUCUCCGGUGUCUCCUAGAUCACCCACAUGCUGCUGCUGCUGCUGCUGCUGCUGCUGCUGCAGCAGCAGCAGCAGGAUCUGCAGCAGCAGCUUGUGGGGAGGAAGCCUCUGCUGCUGCUCAUGCUGCUGCUGCUGCUUCAGGAGACAGGGCGUCUGGUGCAGCAGCAAACGGAGCAGCACUUUUUCUCAGUCAGGUGUCUUAUCACCUGCGCUGGAAGCUGCAGUGCUGCUGCCCUUUUGCUGCUUUGGAGGCCCUUGAGGUGUACGUGCGGCUUGCCCCCCGAAUGCGACAGCUGCAGCACGUGCCUCCGCUGCUGCUGCUGCAGCUGCAACUAUCGAUGCAGCGGGACACAGACGCAGAGUUGCCGCAGCAGCAGCAGCAACAACAACACGGUCAGCAGCAGCAACAACAACAACAAGAUCAGCACAAGCAGCAGCAGGAGCAGCAGCAGCAAGAUCAGCAGCAGCAGCAGCAGCAAGAUCAGCGGCAACAGCGCGUUGGAGGAGUGUUCACGCAACAAAGUGUGCGGCUGCUGCAGCACGCAGCACCCCUGCUGCUGCAGCAGCUGCAUGUGCUUGCUCCCCCAGAUGGCGGCAUUGCUGCUGCAGCAGCACUUGGCCGUCUGCUGCAGCUGUGGGCAGCAGCACAAUACAGAGAAGAGGCGCUGCUGCUCCGUGUGCUGCAGCAGCUGUCUCUUGUCCUGCAGGGAGGGGACCCCUCAAGCGACAAAGUAGACACAAGAAGCACCCCAGCUGCAGCAGCUACAGCAGAUGCAGCAGCAGCAGCAGCAAGUUGCGCAUCAGGAACCGCUGUGCUGCAGCACCUACCGCUAGAAACAGCCGCUGCUGCUGCUUCUGCUGCUGCUCGUCUGGGGUGUACGUGCAGCUCUGCGAUUCCCGAGGUGACAGCAGCAGCGUGUAAGGUGUUGCAGCUGUUGUUUGCUUCACUGGAAUACCAGCAGCAAAAGCCACUGAAACAGCAGCAACAGCAGCAGCACAAGCAGCAGCAGCAACUGCAGCAGCUCUUGCAGAUGGCUGCUGCCCUUUGCCUCUGGUGCUGCGAUCCAGCAGCACGCGUGCAGCAGCAAAAAGCUGCUGACUCCCUCCUCCCCCUAUUUAAACCCCACUUAAGUUCUUUGUCUCUUAUCCUUAACCCCGGAAACGGCAGCAGCAGCAGCAGCAGCAGCAACAGCAGCAGCAGCAGCAACAGCAGCAAGGUGCUGAGGAUAAUGGCCUUCUGCCUACGGAAGCUGCUCGGGUUGGAGGAGAAAGUGCUGCUGCCUGCUGCGCAGGAGGUGUGGGCUGUGCUGCAGCAGCAACAGCAGCAGCAACUGCAGCAGCAGAAGCAACAGGAGACACUAGAAGGCCACGAGCUGGUGUCUGCAUUAGCACAGAAGAGCAGCAGAAAAGCAGCAGUGCAUGCGCAGAUUGCUGCAACACUCCGUUUUCUGAAAGACCCCCAAGGGACUCAACUGCGGCUUCGAGGCCCUGUUUGUGUGGGGCCAUACUCGAUCACAGUUGCUGUUGGAGACGAUCCCGGGAUCGUCUCCGAUCCCGGGAUCGGAGACGAUCCCGGCAUUGCCGUGGAGGUGUGUUGGCCUUCCGACUUCUUCCGCGAUGCAUCGGGAUCCUUAACUGGAUCGCUCGUUCCCUGGAAGGCCUUAAGGCAGCUUCUACUGCAGACGCUGGGGUGGAAGCUGCUGCUGGUGACAGCAGCAGAGUGGGAGUCUCUUGGAGACAGCCGCAGCAGCAGAGAGCGUUUACUGUCUGAUCGUCUCUCCGCACUCUACGGCACUGGCCAUAGGGCCCCAAAGGGCCCUUGGGAACAUGCAUAA